This is a messenger RNA of Gekko japonicus, 685 nucleotides long. Its product is annotated as dromaiocalcin-1-like. Gene Ontology annotation, molecular function: signaling receptor activity. The coding region runs from base 74 to 547 and encodes 157 amino acids. The record is from RefSeq and is a predicted model, not a curated record. The transcript is spliced from 6 exons. Lineage: Eukaryota; Metazoa; Chordata; Lepidosauria; Squamata; Gekkonidae.
CCACAGCUUGACCGUCUUUCCUCCCUCUGGGCCAGACAGACAGAGCGGGACAAACAGGUGAAGGAUCUGGAAGAUGGUGCUGCCUGCCCACUUCAGCUUGGGCCUCCUUGUCUGCCUUGCGAUCGGACCCUUCGUGAGCCGUGGCCAGGCGGCCGCGUGCCCCAGAACUUGGCUCUCCUACAACGGCAACUGCUAUGGCUACUUCCCCCAGGAGGUGACCUGGAGGCAGGCGCAGGCUCACUGCCAGCGCCAGAAGGCCAGCCUGGCUUCCAUUCUGGACAAGAACGAGCACUACGCCGUCGCGGACUUCCUGCACCGUACCCAAGCGGACGACGAGAACGUGUGGAUCGGGUUCUCUAUCCCUUCGAGGAGCCGGGGGUGGGUCUGGGCUGACGGCAGCCCGGUGAGCUACACCGCCUGGGAAAGGUCCAAGCCCUCUCCUUUUGCAAGAAACGAGCACUGCGCCCAGCUGGACGAGGAUGCAGGUUUCAUGGAGUGGGACAACGACUCCUGCAAUGACCGGAACCCUUUCCUCUGCAAGCUGUAGGCGAAGCACCGGUGUGGCUGACACAGGCCCCCCCCCCAGGUCCUGCAUGUGACCCCUCCUCUGCAGCCCUCGUGUGUGUCACCUCCCAACUCCUUCGUUCCCGGCCCAUCCCUCUGACACUGGCAAUAAACCCCUCCC